AUGAAUCCUUCACUCUUGCUGGCUGCCCUGGGCUUGGCAGUUGCCACCGCCGUGCCCGUGCUUGAUCGAAGUUUAGACACACGAUGGUCCCAGUGGAAGGCACAGCACCGGAGGGCAUACAGCCCGCAUGAAGAAGGAUGGAGGAGAGCCGUGUGGGAGAAGAACAUGAAAAUGAUUGACCUGCACAAUGAGGAGUACAGCCAAGGGAAACAUGGCUUCUCCAUGGCGAUGAACGCCUACGGCGACAUGACCAGUGAAGAAUUCAGGCAGGUGAUGAAUGGCUUUCACAACCAGCCAGACAAGAAGGAAAAGGUGUUUUGGAGAGCUGUGUUUCAUGAGGUCCCCUCCUCUGUGGACUGGAGAGACAAGGGCUACGUGACCCCUGUGAAGAAUCAGGGUCGGUGUAGCUCGUGCUGGGCUUUCAGUGCCACUGGGGCCCUGGAAGGGCAGAUGUUCCGCAAGACUGGCCGGCUCGUGUCCCUGAGCGAGCAGAACCUUAUAGAUUGCUCUCGGCCUGCAGGCAACUAUGGCUGCCGUGGGGGCCUCCCGCAUCACGCCUUCCAGUAUGUGAAGGACAAUGGGGGCCUGGACUCGGAGGACUCCUAUCCGUAUGAAGGAAGGAAUCUCCCCUGUCGGUACGAUCCCCAAAAGUCUGUGGCUAACGGCACAGGCUUCGUGUGGAUCCCUGGGCAGGAGGACGCCCUGAUGGAGGCCGUGGCCACAGUGGGACCCAUCGCUGUUGCCAUUGAUGCAAGCCACCCUUCCUUCCAGUUCUACAAAAAAGGCAUUUACUACGAACCCAAAUGCAGCAGCAAGUUCUAUAACCACGCUGUGCUGGUGGUCGGCUAUGGCUUUGAAGGGACCGAAAGCAACAGCAAUAAGUACUGGCUGGUCAAGAACAGCUGGGGUAAGCGAUGGGGAGAGGCCGGCUACAUAAAGAUGGCUAAAGGCCGAAACAACCACUGUGGAAUCGCCUCCCAUGCCAGCUACCCCACUGUGUGA
Molecule: messenger RNA, 1002 nt
Organism: Lepus europaeus (European hare)
Lineage: Eukaryota; Metazoa; Chordata; Mammalia; Lagomorpha; Leporidae
Product: procathepsin L-like
Exons: 7
Coding region: 1-1002 (333 amino acids)
Biological process (GO): immune response
Cellular component (GO): lysosome
Molecular function (GO): cysteine-type endopeptidase activity
Source: RefSeq, a predicted model, not a curated record